Molecule: messenger RNA, 5086 nt
Organism: Anopheles darlingi
Lineage: Eukaryota; Metazoa; Arthropoda; Insecta; Diptera; Culicidae
Gene: DAT
Product: sodium-dependent dopamine transporter
Exons: 8
Coding region: 313-2391 (692 amino acids)
Biological process (GO): sodium ion transmembrane transport; dopamine uptake involved in synaptic transmission
Cellular component (GO): presynaptic membrane; neuron projection; neuronal cell body membrane
Molecular function (GO): dopamine:sodium symporter activity
Source: RefSeq, a predicted model, not a curated record
UCGCUGGACGCUGCAUCGCGUUCUGGGCUGUUAGUUGGUCGUGGCAGCGCGUCCGAACUGGAUCUAUCCGCCGGCAGUCAACAGUGGGAGGUUUCACGUUUUCGCUUUCUAUAACCGUGUAGUAGCCACUCAUAAAACUCCUAAACGAACGGGAUGUGGUUCCGGCGAUGCAGAAGAACCUAGGUGCAGUUGUUUAAGAGCAUAAGCGAGUGAAUUCGAUCGAGUGGACUCGAGUGGAGACCGGUAACAGUGACACAGUGGCAAGUGUCUGACGUUUUGUGCGAGAAUCGUGGAGUUGCCGUAGCCGCUGAAAUGGGUCGCAAAAAGCAGAAAACCGCAGAAUCCAUCGACGGUGAGGCGCUGAAGGAGCUGAACGGUGGAGCCGAAAACGGCAUCGGUGGUGGCGGCGGCGGUGGUGGCGGUGGCGUCGGCGCUGGUGACGAGGAGGAAACGCCCGUCCUGGCGAUGACCACCAUCGGUCAGCUCAAGGCCAAAAGCCGGCCCGGUUUGCUGCCCCGCAAUGGUGGCCACCCGGGCGGCGAGCUGGACGAUGGUGAGCAGCGGGAAACGUGGAGCGGCAAGGUCGACUUCCUGCUCUCGGUCAUCGGGUUUGCCGUCGAUCUGGCCAACGUGUGGCGGUUCCCGUACCUCUGCUACAAGAACGGUGGCGGUGCAUUCCUGGUGCCGUACGGGAUCAUGCUGCUGGUCGGUGGCAUACCGCUGUUCUACAUGGAGCUUGCCCUGGGCCAGUUCAACCGGAAGGGUGCCAUCACCUGCUGGGGCCGGCUGGUGCCACUGUUCAAGGGUAUCGGUUACGCGGUCGUACUGAUAGCGUUCUACGUCGACUUCUACUACAACGUCAUCAUCGCCUGGUCGUUGCGGUUCUUCUUCGCCUCCUUCACCGACAGUCUACCCUGGACUCACUGCUCCAACGCGUGGAACACGGCGGAAUGUAAACCGUUUGGAUUCAGCAAUAGUUCCGUUGCGGCGACCACAAAUCGUACCGCGACUCUGCUGACCAACGCCACUGUCGCUACGACCACCGUUAGCGUCAACGAUACGCGAUUUGCAUCGGCCGCCUCGGAGUACUUCAAUCGUUACAUCCUGGAGCUGGACAAGAGCGAGGGAAUCCAUGACCUCGGGGCCAUCAAAUGGGAUAUGGCGUUGUGCCUGCUAGCGGUGUACCUUAUCUGUUACUUUUCGCUGUGGAAGGGCAUCAGCACUUCGGGGAAGGUGGUCUGGUUUACGGCCCUCUUUCCGUAUGCCGUGCUGCUCAUCCUGCUAGUCCGUGGUAUCACGCUGCCUGGUUCGGCCGAGGGCAUCCUCUACUACUUGCGGCCAAACUUUGACGUCAUUUACAAUGCGGAAGUGUGGGUCGAUGCGGCCACGCAGGUAUUCUUCUCGCUUGGACCGGGCUUCGGUGUGCUGCUGGCGUACGCAUCGUACAACAAGUACCACAACAACGUCUACAAGGAUGCUCUGUUGACCAGUUUGAUCAAUUCGGCCACCAGCUUCGUGGCCGGAUUUGUCAUUUUCUCCGUGCUCGGUUACAUGGCUCAUGCCAGUGGUCAGAGCAUUAAGGAUGUCGCCACCGAGGGACCGGGGUUAGUGUUUGUCGUGUAUCCGGCCGCCAUUGCCACGAUGCCGGGCAGCAUCUUCUGGGCGUUGAUAUUUUUCAUGAUGCUGCUCACGCUUGGUCUGGAUAGCUCGUUCGGCGGUUCAGAAGCCAUCAUUACCGCACUGAGUGACGAGUUCCCGAAGAUCGGUCGCAACCGUGAGGUGUUUGUGGCGAUUCUGUUCUCGUUGUAUUUUGUCGUCGGACUUGCAAGCUGUACGCAGGGUGGAUUCUACUUCUUCCAGCUUCUUGAUCGCUAUGCCGCAGGCUACUCCAUCCUGAUCGCGGUGUUUUUCGAAGCGAUCGCCGUUUCCUGGAUCUAUGGUAACCAUUUGAUGGCAACUACGCUCAUCCGGUGUUGCAGACAUUCAGGCAUUCCUCUCCACUCGACAGGCACGGAGCGGUUCUGCAAUGACAUCAAAGACAUGAUAGGCUUUGCGCCCGGCAUCUACUGGCGCGUCUGCUGGAAGUUUGUAGCCCCUCUUUUCCUGCUGUUCAUCAUCAUCUACGGACUGAUCGGGCACGAGCCGCUCAGCUACGAGGACUACAUUUAUCCGGGAUGGGCGAACGUCCUCGGUUGGUGUAUAGCGGGUUCAUCGAUGAUCAUGAUACCGUUGAUGGCUUUCUAUAAGCUCGCAGUUACGCCUGGCAGCUUCCGUCAGCGCAUGAAGAUUCUAACUACCCCCUGGAGGGACCAGCAGCUGGCAGUGAACGGGAUGGCAACCGAGCCGGCCCAGGUCCGUUUGACGCACUCCGAUGAGGGCGAGGAAGUUUGAGUGAGUUCGCGAUUCCGCACACCUCGCUUUGAAGUUUAUUUUGUGUGACUUCGGUCAUUUACCUUACUCCUUAUCCCAUUCAAUCCCUCCAUCAUUUCCUUCUAAAACGUGUGGGCUACUAUCCCUUUCCCUGCGUUGUUGUAUUUGUAGUACGAUGACAAGCACUGUCGCUUGUAAGGACCGUUACGCCGAUAGAUUUCCUGUAUCACUUUGAUAGUAUAAGCACAACUCACGAGUGAACAUACACACUUAAUGCUGUAUAGGAUAAUAUGAGGGUAGAUAAGGAAUCGUUAAACUGAAGCUGGGCAAAGGCUUUAGUCGAAGGGAGGGUGACGCUGAUACGAUGCGAGUAUCACAAGCUGUACCAAGUUUGUACAUACGAUACCACUGUGAACACAUGAUGAAAUGCGGGACAAUUUCGACACAUCAACGAUCGAGCAGUUCGGCUUGACGAUUGGUGGCGCGCUGCUGCGGAGCGAGAGGAGUAGCUUCAUACCUUCUCUACUAUAUCAAGGCAGGUCGCCAACAUGUUGAUGUUCUAGAUGCAACUAGUGCUUACUUAAAUAAGCUUGCUACUUAGUUUUACUCUCAGUUUAGAUCGAACUCAUCACUUGUUUUCAAACCUUCACCACCCCUUUGUUGACUUUGUAUUACUGCAAAGUGUGAUUUCUUAUGCAAUAGAUUAUCCUUCUUAUGUCAUUUACAAAAAAGGCAUGCUAGUUUUAAAAGUAAAAUUGUUGACCUACUCCUUUCAGACAGUCAAAGUUUUUUGCUUGCGAAUUAAGAUUUGAAGAAUUGAGAAUAUCUAUAACCAAUGUAUGAAUGCAAAAUGCUAUAGAGAUUUCAGUGCAUAAGGAAAAAGGUGUUUGAUAAGUAUAUAGAUAUGCCGAUAUGUAUAUGAAUCAUGUUACACAAAUGAUAGAAAAAUCAAAAGUUGAAUCAAUCGCUGAUCCAUCCAUUUAAAACGCGCUAAUAGCAAAGCAGAUUAAAGGGAGUAAAUGAAGCAAAAAUCAUCUAUCAUCUAAACUCGGCGAAUCUUAAACAGGAUGUUAAGGAAAAAAGAAAAAAGGACGAUAAAGGAUAAUCGCAUCCCCUCCCCCACCCUUUAAGCACUCGCCCGAGAUGAGCUUUCACACAGCCAUAAAGCUCACCUCGAGUGAGCGCUGCACUCACUAAGAGGAAAAUGAAACGAAAGCUCCACAAAUUUUAAAAAUUCAAAAUUAAACGAAUCGUUUAACGGAGAUUCGGCGAAACGGUUUUGCCGGGGCGCGAGGAGCUGCUUUUAUGCUGGAUAGCUUUUACCGAAUAAGAUUAAUCACGUAUACUGAAUAACACGAUACCCUUGGCCCAGUGGAAAGGCAUAGCGGCAAGACAAAUAUUUCUAACAAAAGCAUGUAGACAUUAUAGGACGAAAAAAAAACAGAAAACAAAAGUUGAAACACCAAUAACUGCGGAGCAACCCAAUCGAGCCGAUCGAAGCGGAGUGCCGGUAUGUUCGUUGCAGCUUGCAUUUCCCUCCAUACAGCCAUUGGAAAGCACUGUGCAUGGUAGCGCGAACUACACCUGGGCUGCAUCUCAGCCACAGCUCAGCAACUCGGCGAUUCGAGGCGGCUCGAUUCGGUUCACUCGCUCCAACAAUGUGUUCCCCAUUUUUAUGCUGCAUGUGUUAGGCGUGGAAUGUGUCCCCCCGUCUGGCUGCGAUAGGACAGUGUGUAAAUCAGUCACAACGAAGUACCCGUGUACCCGUGUAACAUUUGUUAGUUAAACCUUCCGGCAGGCAAAGGUGACGUUAAGGUAUCAAGUGAGUGAGAUGAGACGAGGAUGAGUGGGGCAAUAGAGGAGUUAAUGUGUGUUGAUUUGAGCGCCGAUCGUUCCUGAUCGUUCGACGCGCGUUGUUGUGUUGGGUUGAAUUGAUGGAUAAUAAAUAGACGCAUUUUCAUUUGACAGUUGAACCACUUCCGCCAUCAUUACCGACGCUGCGUUUGUCUCCUUUUUCCGUUUUGUGUAUGAGUGUGGCAGCAUAAAUGACGAUAAAACAACACACGCUACAAGGUUGUAUAAGAAUGCUAUAUAUAUUUCGAAUAGAUUCGUACCGUUUAGAACGUUUCCAUCAGGUUUAUUGUGUAUAUUUCAGCAUAAAAGUAUCAUUUUACCCAAAAAUUCCAUCCGUUAGCCCAGCUUUCAGUUUCCUUCAAAUAAUAUCUCGAUCGCUUCGCAGUAGGCUUGGCUCUUGCUGUACGUUGCUCGUUGCCCGCUACCUACUGCUAGAUGCAUCCUGUUUCCAGCCUCAAACUUAACGCCUCAACCAGCUCCCACCGUAACGAGUAUGUUUCCUCUGCCCUGCAUCGGUACACAGCUAUCAAAAUUUCAGUUUUAAGAGGGAGGGAGGGGAGUCCUUUUUUUGGGGGACAUUUUCCCUUCUUUGGUAAUUCUACUAAUACUAUUACAUCUACGUCUCAUCUACGCCACAUGUGCCACGUUGGCAUGCUUGUAGGUUGGUUGGAAGCAGCGACAUUCAAAGGACAACAAUGGCUGCCAAACAGGGAUGGUGAGCGUAUUUUUAGAGAUUUCUAGGGGGACAUCUUACACUACUAUACCCUAUUCUUAUUUUGGACACACAAAAACCAAACAACACGACGCGAUUGUUCGGAAUUACAAACAACAUUGUUUCCAUUGAAAAAUCUACGAUCCAAAA